Messenger RNA from Oryctolagus cuniculus (rabbit), 4616 nucleotides. NCBI's taxonomy places the organism in Eukaryota, Metazoa, Chordata, Mammalia, Lagomorpha, Leporidae. The record is from RefSeq and is a predicted model, not a curated record.
UCAAUGCCGUAUUAACACCAAUUAUUGAAAAAUAGUGUGUGCUGGCAGAAUGACCUGAGGGUAUCCUGAUAUCUGGGGGGAGGGGGUGUGUAACUCCAGAAGUCAUUUUAGAAAGCAUCAGGUUAGAGGUGGGCAGGACAUCAGCGCCAAGCUGCCAAGAAACCACUCAUGGAAGCAAGCUUCAGAGGCUGCGUGGUGACCAUGGAGCCCCCUGGGAGGCUGCAGAGACGGUUACUACAUUGUUCUACUGCAGUUCCUGUCUCCUGACACCAUGGCGCCUCCUUCCCCUCCCUGCACCUUCCUUGUCCUCAUUUUCCCUCCUGCAGCUUCGUUUAACACAUACAUGAUUUCAACUGUUUCAUAACUAUCACUCUAUGUACUUCUCAUAAACCUCAGUGGAAAGGCAUUAUCAUUAUCCAUCUCACAGAGCCUCUUUAUUAUUUUCUUUGAUGAUUGGCUGAUUUCCUUCUAGUGGAGAAUGUACUACAGAGCAGGCUUUUAACUUUCUGGAAAAUAUCCUCUUUGUUUUGCUCUUUAAUAUCCCCUGAAAUUCUAAUAUAUGUUCUCUUGCUCCAGGACAUGCUAGGUUUGUGACUCCCUCUGAAGUAUUCUCUCUAGCCUAAGAGUCAGAUCAUUAGCUUUUGGGUUGUCCAGAGGAUCCUGCAACACAAUGAGUGCAACACAUGUUUGCCCAACGGAAUCCAUCUCAGUGCAGUGCCGCUGGGCUCUGUAGUUCACCAAUGGCAUUGCUACAAUAGGAAAUUCCAUUACACUGUCUUGUUGCCAUGACAUCCUAAUCACCUCAUGUCCCUGGGACUGGCAGAGAAAGACAGACAGCAGCUAACUGCCCUGUUAAAAGACAACAAGAAGAAAAGAACUCCUAAGAAGGAACCUGCUCCAAAGCCACCAGCCACAGAUGAAGCUGGAAGUGGCCUGGACAGUGCCCCAGCUCCUGACAUUCCUACCACCCCCCGCAGUAAAGUCACCACAUCUCCCAAGACUACAACAGUAAAACCAACAAAUCCUAAACCCAGUCUUCCACCUAAACCCAAAGAGAAACCUUCAACAUCAAAUAAAGAGACAACAGUUAAAACUAAAGAGACUACUGAAACAAACAAACAGACGUCUACUAGCGCAAAAGAAAAGACAGCCUCAGUUAAAGAGACACGGACUGCCGAGAAAGAUUCUGCACCCACACCGGAAGUUCCUGCUAAACCUACACCCAAAACAGAAACUACAACCAAAGCCCCUGCUCUCACGACCCCCAAGAAGCCUGUUCCCACCACCACCACCAAGAAACCAGCACCCACCACCCCCAAAAAACCAGCAUCUACUACCCCCAAGGAGCCUGCUUCCACCACCACCAAGGAACCAGUACCCACCACCACCAAGAAGCCUACACCCACCACUCCCAAGGAACCAGCACCCACCACCCCCAAGGAGCCUGCUCCCACCACCACCAAGGAACCAGCACCUACCACUUCCAAAGUGCCAAUACCUACUACAUCCAAGGAACUAGCACCUACCACCCCCAAGGAAUCAGCACCCACCACUUCCAAAGAACCAGCACCCACUACCCCCAAAGAACCAGCACCCACCACGCCCAAGGAACCAGCACCUACUACCCCCAAAGAACCAGCACCCACCAUGCCCAAGGAACCAGCACCCACCACCCCCAAGGAGCCAGCACCCACUACGCCAAAGGAACCAGCACCCACAACCCCCAAGGAGCCAGCACCCACCACUCCCAAGGAACCAGCACCCACCAUGCCAAAGGAACCAGCACCCACCACUUCCAAGGAACCAGCACCCACCACGCCAAAGGAACCAGCACCCACCACCCCCAAGGAACCAGCACCCACCACCCCCAAGGAGCCAGCACCCACCACUCCCAAGGAACCAGCACCCACCAUGCCCAAGGAACCAGCACCUACCACUCCCAAAGAGCCAGAACCCACUACGCCCAAGGAAUCAGCACCCACCACCCCCAAGGAGCCAGCACCCACUAUGCCCAAGGAACCAGCACCUACCACUCCCAAAGAGCCAGAACCCACUACGCCCAAGGAAUCAGCACCCACCACCCCCAAGGAGCCAGCACCCACUAUGCCCAAGGAACCAGCACCUACCACUCCCAAAGAGCCAGAACCCACUACGCCCAAGGAAUCAGCACCCACCACCCCCAAGGAGCCAGCACCCACUACCCCCAAGGAGCCAGCACCCACUAUGCCCAAGGAACCAGCACCCACCACGCCCAAGGAACCAGCACCCACCACUCCCAAAGAGCCAGAACCUACCACCCCCAAGGAGCCAGCACCCACCAUGCCCAGGGAGCCAGCACCCACCACGCCCAGGGAGCCAGCACCCACCACCUCCAAGGAGCCAGUACCCACCAUCCCCAAAGAACCAGCACCCACCAUCCCCAAGGAGCCUACUCCCACCACCACCAAGGAACCAGCACCCACUACUUCCAAAGAGCCAGCAGCACCCACUACUCCCAAAGAACCAGCACCUAAAACCCCCAAAGAACAAGAACCUACCACCCCCAAGGAACCUGCUCCAACCACACCCAAGGAACCAGCACCCACCAACCCCAAGCAACCUGCUCCAACCACACCAAAUGAACCAGUACCCACCAGUGCUAAGGAACCAGCCCCCACCAACCCCAAGGAACCUGCUCCAACCACACCCAACGAACCAGCACCCGCAAACCCCAAGGAACUGGCACCCACUACCUCCAAGGAGCCUGCUCCCAUCAACCCCAAGGAACCUGUUCCAACCACCCCCAAGGUAGCAGCACCCACAAACCCCAAGAAACCUGCCCCCACCACCCCCAAGGAGCCUGUUCCAACUACGCCUCUGACACCUGCUCCUACUACCACCAUGGGGGCUCCCACUACCAAGACUCCUGCUGAAUCAACUCCUGAGUCUUCCACAGGACCCACACCAAAGGUUCUUGAAAACAGCCCCAAGCAGCCUGCUGUACCUACAACUAAGACUCCUGGAGUGAUCCAAUCUGAAAUGAUCACAACAGCUAAAGACAAGAACACAGAAAAAGACAUACACACUACACCUGAAAUGACAACAGCUGCAACUAAAACAGAAGACAAGACUCCCGAAGCCAAAAUCACAAGCACAAUCAGGCAAGUGACAUCUGCCACAACUCAAGACACCACGUCAUUCAAAGUCACUACUCCGAAGGCAACAACUCUUGCACCCAAAGUAACCACGUCAACCAAAAAGACAACUACCACUGAAGAGUCCGCGAAUAAAUCUGAAGUAGUAACACCUGCACCGAAAGACACAGCUACUGGUGCUAAAGCAACUCCUAGCCCCCCCAAACCAACCAAACCAUCCAAAAAGCCCACUUCUACUAAAAAGCCAACCAAAGUGCCCAAAAAGCCCACUUCUACCAAGAAGCCAAACACACCAAAAGUGAAGAAACCAAAGACUACCCCACCCCUGCCAAAGACAACUACACCAACCCUGUCUGAACUGAACCCUGCCUCUGUGGCAGAAGCCAUGCUCCAAGCCACCAGAAGCCCCACCCCAACUCGAGACACAGAAACCGUCGAAGCACACCCAAAGAACGAAGGUGCAGAGGAGCAAGAGAAGCCUUAUGUGAUCCCCAGGCCCCCUGGCUUCAUCCCUAUACUUGUCCCAGGCACUGAGUACAUAGUGAGAGGACCCAGUGACGGCAUCAUCACCAACCCCAUGCUCUCAGUUUUAGAUGAGACCAAUUUGUGCAAUGGUAAGCCAGUAGACGGGCUGACUACGCUGCGCAACGGGACACUGGUUGCAUUUCGAGGUCAUUAUUUCUGGAUGCUGAACCCAUUCAGUCCACCAUCUCCACCUCGCAGAAUUACCGAUGUCUGGGGCAUACCUUCCCCCAUUGAUACUGUUUUUACCAGAUGCAACUGUGAAGGAAAAACUUUCUUCUUUAAGGAUUCUCAAUACUGGCGAUUCACCAAUGAUAUAAAAGAUGCAGGGUAUCCCAAACAAAUUGUGAAAGGAUUUGGAGGACUAACUGGAAAAAUAGUGGCAGCUCUUUCAAUAGCUAAAUACAAGAACAGGCCUGAAUCUGUGUAUUUUUUCAAGAGAGGUGGCAGCAUCCAGCAGUACACUUACAAGCAGGAACCUGUCAGAAAGUGUACGAGACGGACGCCUAUAAAUUAUUCCGUGUAUGGAGAAACGGCCCAGAUUAGGAGGCGGCGCUUCGAGCGGGCCCUGGGACCACAGACACAUACCAUCAGAAUCCACUACUCACCAGUCAGAGUUGCUUACCAAGACAAAGGUUUCCUCCAUAAUGAAGUUAAAGUGAGUACAAUAUGGAGAGGGCUUCCAAGUGUGGUCACCUCAGCUAUAUCACUGCCCAACAUCAGAAAACCUGAUGGCUACGAUUACUAUGCUUUUUCUAAGGAUCAAUACUACAACAUUGAUGUGCCUACCAGAACUGCAAGAGCAAUUACCACUCGUUCUGGGCAGACCCUAUCCAAGAUCUGGUACAACUGUCCUUAGACUGAUGGGCAAAGGAACAGUCAACUAAUGAAAAUGAAGAAAAGAAUGAUACAUUUUGACAUUCAAAUACAUUUUAUUAAUAAAGCAUGUUGAGACAAGCA